GUUGUGAUAAACUUAUUAAAUAGACCUACGCGAUGACGAUAUUAAAACAAAAUUGACAAUUGUAAAUUAUUUAUUUAAUGGACCUCGGUUGAGGAUAUGUUGAAAUGUUGGAUGCUGAAAAGUGUAUGCGGAGGCGUGGGAGCCGUUGAAGCAAUAGACAGACAGCACUCCAAUCUGGAAACUAUUCCCGAUCAAGUUUUUCGAUAUGCAAAAACGCUUGAAGAGUUGCAUCUGGAUGCCAAUCAAAUAUCAGUGCUACCAAAAGACCUUUUCAAACUGACAAAACUGCGACAGUUAACACUCAGCGACAAUGAAAUUAAAAAACUCCCUGCCAAUAUUGGAUCUUUGGUAUCAUUGAUUCAGUUCGACAUUAGCAAAAAUGACCUCGAAGAAAUACCAGAAUCAAUCAAAUUUUGCAAAAGUCUACAUUCCGCCGAUUUUAGUAACAAUGCUAUUGGCAAGUUGCCCGAAGGAUUUACCCUCCUGAGUCAUUUAACUCAUUUGUCUAUAAAUGAUAUAUCGCUUUCCGAGCUGCCUUACGAAAUAAAGAACCUUCAAAGUUUGAAACGCUUAGAAAUGAGGGACAAUUUUCUACGAGUUUUGCCUGAGUCUAUCGGAGAACUGCUUUGCCUCGAAGCAUUGGAUGUUGGUGGCAAUGAGCUGGAAUUUUUACCACUCGAACUAGGAUGUGUACAGUGCCUGAAAGAGCUUUACUUGGACAACAAUGAACUGCAAAUGAUACCUUCGACGAUGGGGCGUUUGCGGUUUCUGGAGUAUUUGGACCUGUCAGUGAACCGUCUGAAAGAUGUUCCCAUUGACAUUUGCCAGCUGAGCUCACUUGAAGAUCUCUGUCUCUCUGACAAUAAACUGAGAUCACUGCCUCUCAAAAUCGGCAACCUUCGCAAUCUAAUCUCAUUAAAAGCAGACGUCAAUUUCCUGGUGGAUCUUCCUGACAGCAUCGGCCACUGUGCUAAUCUGCAGCAACUGUUUCUGGCCGUCAAUCUCCUAGCCAGCAUUCCCGCCUCAAUCGGCCUCCUUCUCAACCUCAGGUCUCUUCACAUAGACAAAAACAGACUCACAGAUCUGCCCGGUGAAAUUGUCGGCUGCGAGAACUUGACUGUUUUGUCAGUGCGAAGAAAUUCACUUAGGGUUAUCCCGGACAAUGUGGGAAACUUGACCAACUUGAGGGUUUUGGACCUGACUGGUAAUCAGAUCAGCCACCUGCCUGUGUCUCUGAAUUCGAUCGAGGGACUACGCGCAGUUUGGUUGUCCACAAAUCAGGGUUCGCACUGUCUUCCCAAGUUCAACAUUGAAAACAUCAAGGUCAGCUGUAACGACAGCCCAGAUGUGCUGGAGUCUCUAAGUGGCACCACAAACACGGACUGGGAGGAAGAACAUUCUAGAAGGAACGGAGGUAUCCUAGAUGGUGGCGGGGAUCAUGAGGGAAUGCAGACUGUGCUGACGACGUUCCUCUUGCCACAGAAGCCCGGCGAUGCAGACAGUGACUUUGAACCCGAGAGUGAUGACGAAGAAAAGUGUUGCGGGAGUCGUUGCGAGACACCUGUCAUGUCUGCCGUGUGUAUCAUCCCACCAGGCACUUUCUACUCCUCAGAUACACCCCCUGAGUUGGCGGCAUUGGGGGACAGCACUCGGCUGAUGAGGAGAGAGGAGGAGAAGGAUGUGGAGAAGGAGACAUUGAGAGACAGCCAUAGUAGGUCACGUGGGGUCAUGUUCGCCAAAGAGGUCACUGACCUCAAUUCAAAUAGCAGACGCGCGGCUAAAGCAGCUCAGGCCCGAACGGAGGCUGCAGACAACUCAGACGAGUCUGGAGCGGGGUUGCGUAGACAUGGGACCCCGCACCCACGUGACCUGAAAUUGAGACAUCAGGAGUUCUUGCAGAGAAAUUCCAUGCUGGCGGACGAGAUAGAACAAGAAGACGAAGAAGAUGACAUGUUCGUCUCACAUAAAAAUAACCCAUCUAUACCAACACCACAAAGAAGCAAAAUUUUUGAUGCCAAAAUAGUACCUCCGACAUUUGCACCUUUCAACGUUCAUCACAGUAAAACAAACUCUCUUGGACAGCUCAAAAGCAAUAGUACUGUCCCGCCCAAUCUACCUGGGCUGAAAUCAAGUGUCGCGACUAACCCACUAACAAACCCAGUUUCACUUGACAGUGAGGUAUCAUCUCGCUACAAUAGCAACAGCAGUAGAUUUUUUACUAAUAAUUCACCUAGCGGCCUCGCCAAUUCAUCGCGCAGUGGAUCUAGCAGUGAGUUUGCAGCUAUGAAUAACCCACGACCUCUGCAGGGACACAAUAAGCAGUAUAGUGAUUUGACAACUAAUGCAUCAAUGGGUCCAUGGACGGAAAUUUCAAGCGGCGCUUGUGGGGUAGGGGCUGGGGUUAGUAAGAUCAAAGAUGCAGUUCCAUUAGCACUGAAAGAUGACGUAGACUUGAUAAUGACUGAAGAGGAUAUUACAUGUGAAGAUAGAGGCAACAGACUCUAUCAUGGUGGUGGGGGUGAUGAUGAAGAUGAAGAUGACGGAGGUUACAGUGAGUGUGGGGAAGGUAAUGGCAAUGACGUCAUCACAUCAUAUUCCACCGAGGACUCAAUGGGGCUAAAUGAGGGGUCAUUGUUGGGUUAUCAAGUGUCAAUGGGCGAUAAGUGGGAUUGUGGGGGGCACUAUGAGUGCAUUAGGGACCCCAGUAGUAGUCUCAGUUUAUUAUCUCACCCUAAAUCUCUGCCUCAGUCGCAGUCAGUGGCGUCGAUGGGAUUGGGAUAUGAACAGCAGGCGGCUCCUGUCCAUCAGACCCAAGGAAUAAUGGAUGUUGUUAAUGACGUCUCUGAAAGUUUGGCGCCUGGUGUCAGCCAGUUUGGUUCUAACCCAGGUAGACGUCGCUCUUCUCUCACGUCGCAGAACAAUUCAGACAAGGAUCUGAAAUUCACCUCAUCCACAAUGAACAAAGCCUCUUCGCCAUUAUCAGUAUCAACUCAUACAAAGCCAGCCAGGUCAGGGGUUAGCUUUGCGGCAGAUCUCCCCGAAGUCCAAGUUGCAGUUGAAACAUGUCAAGUGUCUUUACAUCGUCUUCACCCCAGCGAGAGUUUUGGGUUCUCACUAGCACCUUUGGACCCCCCGGGUGGAAUAUUUGUGACGAAAAUAGCCCAGGACAACCCUGAAGCACCAGCAUUAAGUCUUCUGUCAAAAAAUGACAGGAUUCUGAAGGUCAACGACCUGGUUAUAUCAGACGGUGUCCUGCAGCACCAACAAGUUGUAGACAUACUCAAGGCUUCGAUGGAUGUGACCCUGACGAUUGAAAGACAUGUUACGACAGUUACAAACCAACCCGAGUCGCCUCCAAUCUUGACAAAUUUGACAAACACAUCGCUUAACUCUUUUGCAACCGACAUCAAACCAAUUCCUGUGCUUAAAAAGACAAAUCCCGUUUCCAGUAAUCCAACUAAAGGCGAUAAAGUUCGUAAAGCGGAAAAGAUAUCGGCAUUCGGUGAUGUUCAGAAUCUUGACAUCCACGACGACGAUGAAGAUGAAUAUGAGGAUUCGACGAGUCAUUACGAAUCAGUCAAUCCAGUUCCGUUUCCACAGAUUCCAGAGUUUGAAGAAAUUUCAGUCUCUAGGAAUGUAACUGGAGGCAACUGGCCUUUCACCCUGGCAGCCGGGAUUCCUUUCUGGGCUGCGUGGGAACUAACUUCAUCAAUCGAUAAUUUCCCAGCUGUCUAUAUAUCAUCAGUGCCCAAAAAUUCCUUCGCAGAUAGUAAGAAUAGAAACACGGGAUUGAUUGUGGGCGAUCAGGUGUUAGCAAUCGAAGGUCAUGACCUGUCGCGACCCGGAGUGACCCUACAGGAUGGCUUAGACGUUUUAGUGGCACACGCGACUGUAAACUCAAUAAAACUACUGGUCAAACAUCCUCCGCCACCGCCUACUGGCUUGAUGGAGGUUGUGUUGGAGCCAGGUAAUGAGAAGAUAGGAAUCAACAUCCGUGGCGGUAAACCAGAUCCCAGGACCAGCAAUGGAGGCGGCGGUUCUUGGAACUCAAUUGCAGUGGACACAGCAGUGUACAUAUCGGGGGUUUUGCCAAUGCAAAUCGCAGCCUUGGACGGAAGACUUAGGGCGGGACAGAGAAUCUUGUCAGUCAAUGGAGUUCACAUGAUCAACAAAACCCACGAAGAAGCAGUGCAGACGCUUAGAUCCAGAGACCAGUACGGAUAUCUUAGAAUCACAGUCUGUGAAGGCUUCAGUAAAGGUCACGGAUCUGAAAUUAGCUCAGGAGCAAUGCAGUCACUUGGUUUCGUGAAGACACAGCCAGACACUGGCGAAGACAGUAAUGCAAGCAGUAGUUGCUCAGAAGAUGAGAACCAGAGAGACAACGAGUCCUUAGAUUCAGAAGAUGACGUCAUUCAGCAGGGAGACCAGAGGCAUGGAUUCCCAGGCAAGAAUCAAAGGCACACGAAGAGCAGUAGCUCGGAUAACAGUAGAAUAGGCCGGCACACGAAUCUUUUCAACUUGUCAUGACAAAAAAACGUGAACUGAUUUCAAAUAUUUGAGUUUUAGAUCCUUAAUUCAGAAAAUUGAUCUUUUGAAGUUGCAUUGAAGCUCAACAUACCAUCUUCACGGCAUUGAAGUGUAAAAUUGCGUGGAAGUUUGAAAAAAUGUUACUUCUGAAGUUCGAUGUCUUCUGAAAUUUGUUUCAUUGGUCUUUGUCUGGUUUUUAUUCAAUGGUGCUAAAUAGGACUUAGCUUUGCCUGCUUCACCAAUUGUAUCCCAAAAGUGGACUAAUAGUUGAAUUUGGCCAAUAGUUAUCGUGAAGACUCCCCGAUAUUUUAAAACCUUCCUUGUGAAACCUCCCCUUUAUUUCCAAUGAAUCACCAAAUUUAGAUUUAAAAUAUUAUAUUUAUCAGCUGAUGUCUUGAAGCUUACCUUUUAUUCACUUAUUUUUUUCUUCAAAUUUAAAAUGUUGGUGAAUAUUUUUGUAAUGAACUGAACGGAAUGUUUCAAAAUCAUUCACUAAAGUUGUGUUAAAGAUGGCUCUGCUAAUUGGGGGAUUAAAUCAUCUUGAUUAUCAUUCUGUUCAGUUUUACAAACGUGCGGCAAUUUUUGUAUACCAGCGAUCGAAUAUGAGUAUCGUUCACUUGUCUUCAUAAAAAUCAACUUGUCAACAUUGUUUUUGACAUAAUUAACGACAAAUUUUAAUGUUAAUAUGAUCUCGAGGCAGUGAACGAAGUCUUGCUCUUCGGUUUUGUAGUCUAAAUCCUUAUUUGUUUGUAGUAUCAGAAUAAAUU
This is a messenger RNA of Symsagittifera roscoffensis, 5294 nucleotides long. Its product is annotated as protein scribble homolog. The transcript has 15 exons. Bases 97 to 4527 code for a protein of 1476 amino acids. Gene Ontology annotation, cellular component: postsynaptic membrane; postsynaptic density; adherens junction. The record is from RefSeq and is a predicted model, not a curated record. Gene Ontology annotation, biological process: neurotransmitter receptor transport, endosome to postsynaptic membrane; establishment or maintenance of epithelial cell apical/basal polarity; receptor clustering. Gene Ontology annotation, molecular function: protein binding. Lineage: Eukaryota; Metazoa; Xenacoelomorpha; Acoela; Convolutidae.